Molecule: messenger RNA, 2501 nt
Organism: Pomacea canaliculata
Lineage: Eukaryota; Metazoa; Mollusca; Gastropoda; Architaenioglossa; Ampullariidae
Product: enolase-like
Exons: 13
Coding region: 135-1436 (433 amino acids)
Biological process (GO): glycolytic process
Cellular component (GO): phosphopyruvate hydratase complex
Molecular function (GO): phosphopyruvate hydratase activity; magnesium ion binding
Source: RefSeq, a predicted model, not a curated record
CUCAGACGAAAGCGUAAGGUCAAGGUAGUUGAGACGGUCACGGCCGUAUAUAUAUAGGGUCGUGGAUACAGCGGCAGUAAGUGCUUUCGACGCUUCAGUUCACAAGUCCACAGAAAACAUCAACAGAUCCAAAAAUGUCGAUCACCAAAAUCAAGGCACGCCAGAUCUUUGACAGCCGAGGCAAUCCCACAGUGGAGGUGGACUUAUUCACACCCCUAGGUAUGUUCCGAGCUGCUGUGCCUAGUGGAGCAUCAACUGGUAUCCAUGAAGCUGUUGAGCUGAGGGAUGAAGGCAAGGAUUACAUGGGCAAAGGUGUUCAAAAGGCUGUUUCUAAUGUUAAUGAUGUGCUGGGACCAUCUCUGAUUAAAAAGAAUGUCAACCUUUCUGACCAGAAAGCAAUUGACAAGAUACUGUGUGAGAUAGAUGGAACAGAAAACAAAGGCAAGAUGGGUGCCAAUGCCAUCCUGGCUAUUUCAAUGGCUGCCUGCAAAGCUGGAGCCGCACAGAAGGGAGUGCCACUUUACCAGCACAUCGCAGACCUGGCUGGCAACAAGCGUCUGAUACUGCCAGUUCCUGCCUUCAAUGUCAUUAAUGGUGGCAGCCAUGCUGGCAACAAAUUGGCCAUGCAAGAAUUCAUGAUACUGCCCACAGGAGCUACUUCUUUCACCGAAGCUAUGAAGAUGGGAUCAGAAACAUAUCAUCACCUGAAGUCUGUCAUCAAGAAGAAAUAUGGCCAAGAUGCAUGCAAUGUGGGGGACGAGGGUGGCUUUGCACCCAACAUUCAGGAGAAUGAGGAAGGUUUGGAACUGCUAAGGGAAGCUAUUGAAAAAGCUGGGUACACUGGAAAAAUUAAGAUUGGCAUGGAUGUGGCUGCUUCAGAGUUCUACAAAGAGGGCAAAUAUGACCUUGACUUCAAAAAUAAGGACUCUAACCCAGAAUCAUGGAUCUCCUCUGAUCAGCUGGCUGCCAUGUACGAUGGUUUCGUCAGCAAAUACCCAGUGGUUUCUAUUGAAGAUCCUUUCGAUCAGGAUGAUUGGAAAGCAUAUGCCCAGUUCACUGCUAACAGCAAAAUCCAGAUUGUUGGAGAUGACCUUCUGGUCACCAACCCCAAGCGAGUGAAGAUGGGCAUCGAGAAGAAAGCCUGCAAUGCUUUGCUCUUGAAAGUCAACCAGAUUGGAACUGUCACUGAAGCUAUUGAGGCCUGCAAGAUGUCCCAGAGUGCUGGCUGGGGUGUCAUGGUCUCUCAUCGCAGUGGGGAAACAGAGGACACUUUCAUUGCAGACCUUGUGGUUGGGCUAGCAACAGGACAGAUCAAGACUGGUGCACCUUGUCGUUCUGAGAGAUUGGCCAAGUACAAUCAGAUCCUGCGCAUCGAAGAAGAUCUGGGCUCUAGAGCUGUUUUUGCAGGAGAGAAGUUCAGAAGACCCCUUGAUUAAACAGGCAAAUGUUUGAUGUGUUACAAUUAGUGGACAACGUACAUCCCAGUUUUUUGUUUUACACUUUUUCAGAGUGGUGAUGCAGACAAACCAGAACUUUUCUCUUUGGCAACUGGUGUGAUGCUUUUGUGACUCAGCAGCCUUCUAGCUGUUGAUGGGAACUUUGUUUUAAUGAAGUGAAGAUGACAUCUAACACAAGCUAUACUUUAAAUUUUUUCUAUGGUUUAUGUUUUCACAUUAUUCAACCCCCAUUAAUUUCUUUCCCUCGUCUUUUAUCAGUGGACAAAGGAGAUGUGGUAGUGCUGUUUCUUUGGGAUAUGAUGAAAAUCAAGAAUCUUUUCUUUUGAUUCUAAGGCAUAUUGCAGGCACAGUUUUCAGGACUGAUCCAGCUUUACCUUUCCAUUCAAAACAUUCACUUGUGGACAUUUAAAAUAUUACCUUCUCAUAAGUGCAGAAUGUUGUUGCCAUAGAUCAGUCUACCAUGGAUCUCAUGGAACUGCAAUAAAAUUCUAAAAUGUCAACAAUAGAUGCAAUAAGUUUGUUACUUAAUUACUUUUUCUUUCUUUUUUCCUCUUGAUCUCCACUUCCCAUGAUUUAGAGGCAAUAAGCUUGAGCUUCUCCAUCACCAUGAGUGUUUGCAUCAUUUGCUCUUUUUUUCAAAGUUGAUAAUUAAACCCAAGUCAAGUAUGAGCAUUGGUCUCAUUCUAGAAGUUGACAUAGAAAAUUCCUCUGCAAGCAGUCCAGAGAUGUCUGUUAUUCUGCAUGCGAUGUUGAGUGGUGAUUUUCUCAUCAAAAGAAGCUGCACAAACUUCCACACCUUGUGUCCCAAGUCAGAGCAUAGUGUGAAACACCAUGAUGUAAUUUUUGUGUCUUAUCAUUAUGUGGAAAUACAUUCUGUCCGCUUAAGAACGAGUUUGAAUGUUUACUUUUAGUCGCACAAUAAUGCUAUCAAUUUACUUGUUUUAGCCUUUGUUGUUCUGUCUUUUGUGUGUCAUAGAAUAAAACAUCUAUGAUGAUUUUGUAAACCACUUAAUACUUAGGCUUCAAAUAAAUGUUGAAAUUGCA